Adelges cooleyi (spruce gall adelgid) is the source of this 2500-nucleotide messenger RNA. RefSeq lists its product as uncharacterized. The record is from RefSeq and is a predicted model, not a curated record. The coding region runs from base 198 to 2453 and encodes 751 amino acids. Gene Ontology annotation, molecular function: serine-type endopeptidase activity. Lineage: Eukaryota; Metazoa; Arthropoda; Insecta; Hemiptera; Adelgidae. The transcript has 14 exons. Gene Ontology annotation, biological process: proteolysis.
GUGUUGGUGAUAUUAUGUGACCUUGGAAUAUGUUAACAGAUACAAAGAUGAAACCGGUAAAAACCAACGAGGAUGGACGCCAGUGUAGAAUAAUCGCCUUCAGUACAGUUUUACCAAGUGGCUUACAUCGCAUUGAAUGAUUACACAUUAAUCAAAUUCAUGUAAUAGAUUAAAUUUUACAACGCAUUUUGUUUUUAAUGGGCGUUUUAAUGAAAUUUGAAAUAUUUUUUAUUUUGUUAAAUUUUUGUUCCAUAACACCAGGUCAAGAAUACGAUGCUCAAGUUUUAGAUUUAUUUGAAGGUGACAUAUGCCAAAGAGGACUUCUUGGUAGGUCAUCCGACUACAUUUGCCGGCCUCUUAAACAAUGUCCUGGUGUGCGACAGUUAAUAAAAAGAAAUAUUAUUCCUCGAUUGUGUUCCUUGGCCAAUAUGAUAGUAUGCUGUCCGCCAUCGAAUAUUCCCGGGAAAAAUUCUUCAAUAUCGCCGAAUGAUGUCAAACUGGUGGAAACAUAUUCUGCCUCCGAAAUGUGUCGCCAGUACGCCGAAGUGAUAAACGACCGUUUCGAAGACUCGGUGAAAAAUACCACAGAGCAGCAGUUCUAUAUUGUCGGUGGGACCGUGGCCGAACCCAAAGAGUUUCCACACAUGGCGCUGAUAGGUUACGGUAAUACGAGAGCGCAUGUUUUAUGGAACUGUGGAGGAUCUUUGAUUAGCAACAAGUGGAUUCUAACAGCAGCGCACUGUGAAAAAAUGGGCACCGUGACCCACGCCCGUUGGGCCCGUUUAGGGGAUCUAAAUUUCGAACUGGACACAGACGACGCCAAGCCGAGUACAUACGAUAUAGUCAAACGUGUGAUACAUCCGGAUUACCGGGUUCCUUCCGUGUACAACGAUAUAGCGUUGUUUCUUCUGGAUAGAGUCGUUGAGUUUUCAGAGUAUGUUGUACCCAUUUGUCUGAACGAAGACCAAUCCUUUACGCCGACCACGUCAAUAGCCACAGGCUGGGGACAAGUCGGACACGGCGGACCACAGAGUUCGGAGUUGCUUAAGGUUUGUUUAAACAAAACGUCAUUAGAAGAAUGCAAUACCGUUUAUGCUACAAGCGUGGACUUACCUUACGGGGUGUUAAGUGACAGUCAGAUAUGCGCUGGUUUCAUUCCUGGCGGAAAAGACACGUGUGGGGGAGAUUCCGGCGGUCCACUUCAAGUGCCCAACUCUAUUCGUGCAUUUAUGUACACCCAAGUGGGAAUAACCUCAACUGGGAAACCUUGCGGUGAAGCCAACACGCCUGGUAUCUAUACAAGGGUGUCUAAGUACGUUUCGUGGAUCGAGCAAAGUGUCUGGCCUAAAAACUGUACCGACUGUCUGGACAUCAACAUAACAAAAAUGAAAUAUUUCAUCGGUUUGAUAUUAAUACUCGAAACAUUGGCGGCUCAGACUAAUAAUGAUUGUCACACUCCGAAUAACGAACAAGGCGUUUGCAUUAAAAUCACUCAAUGUUCGCCUCUUCUAGACAUGGCACAACACAACAGACAGAACAUGUCGGCCCUGAUUUAUCUUCGAAAAUCAAAUUGUGGAACCGAAGAUAAAAUUCCAAAAGUGUGCUGUAAGAUUGACAAACCUAAACCAGAAAUACCCCAAAAAAAUGUAACCGUAAAAUUGAAUCAUGCCACCUGCGGUCGAAACAAUGUCUCCAGUAACAAAAUUACUGGAGGAGCGCCUGCUAAACUUGGUGCCUGGCCGUGGAUGGCCGCACUAGGAUACCAGAUAACCAACAAACCAGAUCAGUCCAUUAAAUGGUUGUGUGGCGGUGCGUUGAUAUCAGAACGACACGUUUUAACAGCUGCCCAUUGUGUUAGCGGCACUGGUCCGAAAAAAUUGCGUACGAUUAGAGUAGGUGAUUUAGACUUGGAUCCUGAUGUGAACGAUGGCGCAUCGCCGGUGGAUGUCAUGGUCGAAGAGAUCAUGGCACACGAAUCUUAUAAUUUUGCCACACACGACAACGAUAUUGCUAUGAUAAAACUGAAAACAUCAGUCAAAUAUAACGGACACGUUCAACCUAUUUGUCUGCCGGCAGCAUCGAACUUAAGGUCCAGCACGUUUGAAAAAACUACACCCUUCGUUGCGGGCUGGGGCUCUACGACAUUUAAUGGCCCCAAGAGUAACGCUUUGUUGGAAAUUCAAAUCCCAGUUGUAAGCAAUGUUCAAUGUAAAAUCAUAUUUGACGAAGUGAUUAAUAUCAAUGACAGAAUGUUGUGUGCUGGUAAUCUGAUUGGAGGAAAAGACGCUUGUCAGGGCGAUUCCGGAGGUCCUUUAAUGUCACCAAUUAAAGGACAGUACUAUUUGUCCGGUAUUGUAUCUUUUGGCAUUAAAUGUGCAGAGCCUGGAUAUCCUGGAGUGUAUACUAGAGUGACACAUUAUAUUGAUUGGAUUGAAAUGAAAAUGACUAAAUAAAAAAACUAAGGCGUUAAAAUCGCCAAUUGCUACGUUAAGUGUUUGCC